UGGACAUGCUCAUGUUGCUCGUCAUCGCACUGAGCCUGCUCGGGCAGCCUGGCGCUCAACAAAGUCGGCAGAGGCAAGCGAGUUGGACGAGUUGUGCACGUGACUAGCGCCCAGCGUGUCACCGGCCUGCCUCGGUGGCCAGAGCAUGAGAGCAUGUAGCGGCUAGCUAGCCGAGCGAGAGACAUGCUCUUCCGUAGCUAUGGACAGGCUGCACGGUGCAAGAUCCUCAUCCUCGACUUGAACCCGUCCAAGCUCGAGUCUAUCGAGCGCAUCAAGCAUGUCCUGCGCACAGAUUGCGCUCACAUUGACCUCGCAAGCUUGUCUGAGCUCCCCUCUGGACGGUAUGCAGCGCCCCGUGUCAGAUCAGGCACGCCCGUUGCGCUCACAGAGUCGCAAGCCAACGGACACGCUCCCACUGCUAAUUCACCUUUCGGUCCGACGCCUGCCUCGAAGCCUAUGAUCUUCGAGUACGUCGACAGUCAGACCGAGCAUGCUCAGCCUGGUAGCAUGCUCGACUUUCAGCGAUCAAGACAGAUCUGGGGCCUCCUCAUCAUCGCGUCUGCCCCUUCAGAGUCGGAUCCGAUCGAUCUGAGGAGCGAGCAUCUUGCUGUGCGAGCAAGAUAUGCCCAUGUAGAUUCUGCACGAUGCUGUCUCGUCGGAAAAGGAGCUCCGACCGAACUGCCAGAAGGCAUGAUAGCUUUGCCAGACGCGCCGGACGAACUCGCCAGUGCUCUGCGCGCUGUGAUGAGCGAGAUGGCGAGCUCGAGUCUGCACGACUUUGCCAUCUUAUCUGCUCAACUCGAGCAUCGCAAGCUCAUAGAGACGCCAACAGACUCCUCAGCUCGAUCGGGAGAUGUUCUCGCCCGAAGCAUAUCGCCUGAACCCUUAUCACCUGUAGGCUAUACGAUUCCCACGGCUUCUCACUCGUCUGCCGCCCUCAAUGCAUUUGGACAUCUCGGCUUGAGAGCAAAGAACAGUCCAAAAUCGUCGACUGCCAGCCUACCCAGCGGGCCUCCUCUCCGCUCGAGCUCUGCACCCGUCCUGGCGCCAGGGGCAACAGUGCAUGAUCUGUCUCUCUCCAGCAAUGGCAUCAACGGCAUCAGACCGACAUCACUCGCCGAUCAAUCGAACGAUCACGCGUCUGCAUCUAUGUCUGCUGUGCCUCAAGCAGGCAGGACCAGCAGACGGUUGCCUGGCCGCUUAGCAAAGAUCAGAGCAGAUCUCAAGCUCAUGGCCGGCAGAUGGGACGAAGCCCAGGCAGGUUACAACGACGCCAUCGUACUUGCAAAGAAUUUCUCGGAUCAUGUCUGGCACGCCUCUGCUCUCGAAGGCCUCAUUGCUCUGCAGAUUGUGCAAGCAUGGCACUCGACCAUCUCUGCUCCGCCAAUGCCGGUGCCCAAAGACCUCGUCGCGCUGACAAAACCGCAAAGCAAGCCUUUCUCUGCGCACGACACACUCUCUCUCGAAAUGCCAGACAAGAUGGCAGAAGUCCUCACGCUUUACGCUAAAUCAGCGCCGGCGCAAGAUGCCUUCCCUUCCGAUCCGCUAGCGUUGACCAAUGAGACUGCUCACCCGCUCAUACUGGCUGAAGCGCAUCUUCGCGUGGUCGAGCUAAAUCAUGCCGUCGUACUUGCCGGCGGCUGGAACGCUCGUCUAGUUCAAGAGCUCGUCUUUGCGCGCGGUGAUCUUCAUGCCUCUGCAGCGACGCUCGCACACACUGCCCUCAAACAAACCAUACUUGAUCACCUCGCAUUUGCGUACACCCCUCAUCUCGUACGAUCAGACUUGCUAGAACGACACCAGCUCGUCAUGCGCGUUGCUGAGCUGUACGGGCAAUACGGCAGACUGCGCCGCCAGGUUCUCAUGCUUUGCGAGGCAGCCUGUCUUGCUGCGACUAUCUGCGUGCAAAGUCCAGGGACGCCGGUUGCUCAUUCCCUAGCAGCGCAGGGUACAGCCGGUCUUCAGCGCGCUCUCGUCGUUCUUGCCGUUCUCGCAGCCUCUGGCGACAAGCCUUCUCUUCUUCAACAGACGGGCUGGCCUUCGUUACAGGUCAUGAUGGCCAAAGACGCGGUGAACGCGGCGAGACUGCUGGGUGACACAGAGGGUAUGAUCCGCUUCGCCACCGCUUCUCUGCGUCAUCUUUCAGGUACGCUCGCCGGCGAGCAAUACAACCUGAGUGUGGACUUCCCGGAGAUGGUCCUAGCUGCUGCGCAGGCAGAGCCGGACAAAGUUCUACCUUAUUGGGGCCCGCCCGCUCCUGUGGUCAGCGCGUCCCUCGACGCUACACCAGCCCGCAAGCAGCUCCAUGCGGUCAAGGCCAAGGAAGCUGCGCUUGGCAAACUGGAGAGCAUGUCAGACUUCAUCUACACCCCCACGACCAACCUCAGGGCAGAAAUGAACCGCCCUCCUUACGCAGUUGGCGACUUGAUCACUUGCUCAGUUGUCCUACAGAAUCCUUUCGCCUUUCCAAUCAGCAUAGAGGAUUGUCAGCUGGUCACUGCAGGCAACGUAAAUUUCGAGCCUUACAGCAUAACUACCACACUAGCAUCUCAGUCCGUUUCGACAGUACGUCUUUCGGGCCGACCGACGAGCACUGGCGAGCUCGUUUUCACUGGAUGUCGCUUUCGCCUCGUCGGAACGAGCCACGAGACCUUUCCUUUCGAUCGCAGCGAUCGCCAGCUAUCGACUUACUCUCAAGUGCACGAGGACUAUCGUGUAAAGCGAGGCUCUCGCAUAUCACAUGCUAGACCGCCAUCUCUGCCUGUAACCGGCAAAGUGGCUGCUCUGGCUCUGACGGUAGUAUCAGAGUUGCCGACACUAGCGUUGCAAUCGUCCUCUAUACGACAUAACGCGCUCAUGUCAUUUGAAGGCGAAGCUAGUACUGUGGCGCUCACACUGAUCAACCAGAGCGGACGAACGGUCAAUUUUCUCAAGGCGAUCUUCCAUGACAAUCACACUGCAGCAGCGUAUCUUGCACUACAAACGCAAGAGCUUACGCCAGACCGAGUAUAUGAGAUUGAGCGCGAUCUCGUUGCAAGCCCUGUUCUGUCGCAGGUCUCUUCUGCAGAUGACUUUAGCAUCGCACCUGGUGAGUCUCGGGCGGUCAGCUUCAACUGUCUAGGCAAGCUAGGUUGCACGUCUGCGUCGAUCACUCUCGAGUAUGGUCAUUUGGCGACGGAUGCAGCUGCACCAUCGACCACUUGGGUGCGCAGGCUCACGUACGACUUCGACAUUACCGUACUUGGGGCGCUGCAAGUCGAGCGCUUGACUGCCAAACCACUCCGGCGGCUCGAUGAACCCAUGCUGACUCACCGCCGAGCAUCGAGUCUGACCCUACGCGGGCGACGUGCGUCUGUGGAUCUCUCUCUUGACAAGCAUCUCAACGCGGACGAGGUGGACGAGCAUAACGUCUUGCUCUUCGAAGUACGAAAUACGUUUUCAAAGCCUUUCGAGAUCUCUAUUGGCCGCAUGCAUGAUGGCGAUUUUGAUCGAGUCAGAGAAAAGAUAGAGCCGGGUGCAACAGCGAGCAUUGCACUGCGGCACAGGAGGAUGCGCAUCGCUGAAGCUGCACUCAUGCGGACGAUACCCUCGCCGCUUGGUCGACAGUUUGUAGUUGCAAAGGCGCCCUUAGAAGCACGAGCCGAGCAGGUCGCUUUAGCGCGCUUCUGGCGACGUCAAGCCUUCCUUGACGACUGUACGGCCACUUGGCGCGAAGUUGGCUCGCGGAGGCAGGGCACACUAUCCUUGCGAGCGCUUGGGCUAGAUGAUCGGUUAUUGCACAUGCUUGCUGCGCGGCCCGUCGAUCUAAGGCUCUCUUCGGAUCGACCUUUGCUCAGAGAUCGAGCCUGUGCUGUCACGAGCGAGGCGGACGCAUUCAUCAGCAUCAGAGGCCACAUCAGGAAUCGCAGUGCCCGCUCGAUCAAUGCUGUAGCGGCCAUCGUCCUAUUACCGUCUGCAGAUACGCACAGCGAGGUCACUAAUCAAGUCUUGUUCGAUGGCCCAACAACAUUCGAUCUAGCAGCCUUGCAAGAGAAUGAGGAGACUUCAGUCGAGACCAACGUCAUUCUCCUAGCCGACGGCGUGUUCGAUUUUGGGCUGCAACUCUACCAAUACGAUGCAGAGGACUGGCAAGCGGUCAUAGCUGCGCCGGAACCUUUGCGCGUUCAUUGCAAGUCCGCAGGCUGAAGCGUGUCUAUGCGUGAGACGCGCUUGCUUUGGUGUCCUUGGGUAGCGUAGUUGCAAAGCCGCCGGUGCUGCCGAAGCCGCCCGCGCCUCGUACCGUCUCUGACAGACUCUGCAGCUCGAAAUGUCAGCUGGGCUCCCAGUGAUUCCGGGAAACAUGCCUCGACUUCAAGUACCGCUGGCGUUACGAUGCGCUCGAGAAUCAGUUGCGCAACGCGAUCGCCUUCGGCCACUGCGUGGCCUCUUAGCCGGG
This is a messenger RNA of Mixia osmundae IAM 14324, 4435 nucleotides long. RefSeq lists its product as uncharacterized. The transcript is spliced from 5 exons. Bases 184 to 4185 code for a protein of 1333 amino acids. The record is from RefSeq and is a predicted model, not a curated record. Gene Ontology annotation, cellular component: trans-Golgi network. Lineage: Eukaryota; Fungi; Basidiomycota; Mixiomycetes; Mixiales; Mixiaceae.